GACCGACUUUCUUUCUCGGUGUUCUUCAACAUUAACAUAAGCUUACCAGCAUAAAACAUAUUUGUUACAUCCAGCUAAAUAAGGUUGGAAUCCUAUCACCAUUAAAGGAAACAUCUCAUCGUGAGGCUGUUAAGGAAACCACCAGUUGUUCUGGACCUAAAUCCAUGGUCCCACAAACUUCACAGCGUCUUUCAAGCAUCACAGCAGAUCAUUCAUAUGCCACAAAUCUGAGAGGGGCUGUGAUUGCUAAGCCCAGAGACAUGGAGAUGACUGGCAGCUGUAAUCAGCGGUAUGAGAGUGAGAUGUAUGGAGGUGUUUCGUCUUCAGAUGAUGACUCUAUAAGCUUGUUGUGUGAUCUUAAGACCUGGCAAAGCAUAGGAGUAGCUAAGGACAUGGACAUCAGUGAUUUAUAUUCACAAUUUGGCAUCAAAGAGCAGAAUAUGAAAGUUGAGGUGGAGAUAAACAGACUCAAACCCCCCGAGCCAGGGAUAUCCAGCUGUACCAAGUCUGUAGCAGGCCCUGCUGAUUCUACAACCCAAUUAGCAAAGGCUUCGCAAUGUCUGAAAUUCAUCAAGAAGCAACUUAACAAGCGAUAUGCAAAGGGAGAUAAUCUUCUGCACAAAGCAUGCAAGAAAAAUGAUCUGGAACAAGUCAAAAUGCUGAUUCAGGCUGGGAUAAGUGUCAACAUGAGUAGUUAUGCAGGCUGGACAGCCCUUCAUGAGGCUUCUCUGGGUGACGAGGCAGUGGUUAAGGAGCUGCUGAAGGCUGGAGCCAAUGUCAACGCAAGAAGCUUUGAUGGUGUCACAACCCUAAAUGAUGCUGUUAUGUCUGGAAACUAUCAGGUAGUGAAGCUUCUCCUCCAGCAUGGGGCCAACCCCAGUGACAGGACUGUCGGUGGCCGGAGUUCACUGGACAUGGCAGAGGACGAGACUAUGAAAGAGCUGCUCUCUUUCCCAGGACCUUCUGUUAUACAUGAGCUGCCUCGUGAGGCGCCUACACAUCAAGAACAACCAGCAGCAAAGGCUUCGCAAUGUCUGAAAUUCACCAAGAAGCGACUUAACAAGCGAGAUGAAAAGGGAGAGAAUCUUCUGCACAAAGCAUGCAAGAAAAAUGAUCUGGAACAAGUCAAAAUGCUGAUUCAGGCUGGGAUAAGUGUCAACAUGGAGGAUUAUGCAGGCUGGACAGCCCUCCAUGAGGCUUCUCUGGGUGACGAGGCAGUGGUUAAGGAGCUGCUGAAGGCUGGAGCCAAUGUCAACGCCAGAAGCUUUGAUGGUGUCACACCCCUAAAUGAUGCUGUUAUGUCUGGAAACUAUCAGGUAGUGAAGCUUCUCCUCCAGCAUGGGGCCAACCCCAGUGACAGGACUGUCGGUGGCCGGAGUGCACUGGACAUGGCAGAGGGGGCGAGACUAUGA
Molecule: messenger RNA, 1412 nt
Organism: Perca flavescens (yellow perch)
Lineage: Eukaryota; Metazoa; Chordata; Actinopteri; Perciformes; Percidae
Product: putative ankyrin repeat domain-containing protein 31
Exons: 9
Coding region: 165-1412 (415 amino acids)
Cellular component (GO): nucleoplasm
Molecular function (GO): protein binding
Source: RefSeq, a predicted model, not a curated record